AUGGUUAAUGACAUCAAGACUAUAAGGGAGGAGAAUGGUGAUGAUGGAGGAACUUGCAAGGCUACUAGGUUUAGUGAGUUUCGCUUGGUCUAUAAAGUGGGAGGUUGGAGAGGGUUGGUUGUCAUGCUUGAUGAUGGGGAUUCAAGUGACGAUGUGUUUCGAGCUAGGAGGAGGCUGUGGUUGUUCUUGGACAUAUCCUCGGAUGUUGAAGAAGCUGAGAGAGCUUCUUUGCUUGUAUCUGCUGAUGUAAUUUACAGUGAUGAUCUAACUGAUGCUCUUUUCUGA
Dovyalis caffra is the source of this 285-nucleotide messenger RNA. Lineage: Eukaryota; Viridiplantae; Streptophyta; Magnoliopsida; Malpighiales; Salicaceae. The record is from the annotation of a GenBank genome assembly.